CAAAGGAAUCCCAAGAUUAUGAAAUAGAAACUAGACAGAGACAGAAAGUGAAUAUAAAUGCCAGAAAAAGAAACAAUGAUGUGCCACAUAAACCACCAAGCUGCUUUCUCGCCUCUUUCAGAAAGAGAAAGAAAGGCCCCCCCCCCCCCAAGAAAAAUCUUCCUUCUCUCCUCUUUCAUGGUUUCAAUACAUUAAUUUCCUUUCUCUAUUUCCAUGCUUUUUUCUUCUCCCCUAACCCAAAGUGAUGAUCUGAUUGUUUUAAUCUCUUUUCUCUGAUACAUCUUCUCUUGGGAUUUUUUUUUGUUUUUCAAUAUAUUCCUUGUGAUCUGGUUUACACAGUUAGAUUCUUUGGGGGAACGAGUGGAAAGUAUAGAUUUUAUUUUAUCUUUAUGUAUCUCAUGGUGGAAUGCUUUUUUUUUUUGGUUAUUUGUCUCCUGAGAUGGAGAGCAAAGGACUGUGUAAAGCAUCAUUUCAAGACUCAGUCAUUUGAGGAUGCCAGAUCUGGCAUCAAUUAAUGUAUUUGGUCAAUUUUUAUGAGGAAAAAAUGUUGGCAGGAGAUUUUGAUAUGAAUUCAACACCGCAAGCUACUAAUUCGCUUAAAGAUAUUUUCAAGCAGACAAUGCUUGAUCAGGAAAUCAUUUUCAGAAAGCAGGUAUGUGAGCUCCAUCGUUUACAUAGUGUUCAGAAGAAUCUAAUGAAGAAUCAUACACCACUGGAGCUUGAAACGUUCAAUUCAUUGAAAGCAAAUGCACAAUCAUUUCCCCGAGAAACUGGACUCCCAACAAAUUCAAUUCCAAUGUUGGACUCAAGAGUGUCUUCUACUGUGGAGUUGUUAGAAGGGUGGCAGGACAAUAGCUAUAAAUUUCAGCCAAGUCCUUUCAAUCUUCAGCGUUUGCCUGAUCAGUAUACGAGUCUUGUGGAUUAUAUUCUUCCAAAUAAAGUAAAGGUUGCGAAUCACUUAAAAGAAAGCAUAGAUGUAAAUUCUAUCCAUGGUGGAGAUUUUUCAGACCCCCUGGAGUUGAGGCUUUCUCUAAGCCUUGGAGCUAUCAAAGGGAACAAGGAAGAUGAAGAGAGAAGUAGGUCUGACAAGAAAACUGAUGCCUGCUCUAGAAUUGUCAUUGAUUUAGAAGAAUCAACUGAGAUGACCACAAAUGUGGAUAAAAAACAUUCAUCUUUUGAUGCUGCUGAAGUUACUUAUUCUGGAGGGAAAAAUGAUUCACGAGCUACAAUAAAUUCUAAUCCAAUUUCUUCAGGAUGCACGAUGAAAGAUUUAUCUCACAAGAUACCAUUGACUAGCCCCUUUGUUGGGGAUAGCAACUGGAAAAAGCAGAUCUAUUCUGUUCAAGGAUUAAAACACAAUGAUAAUAUGCCACGUGAAAACCUUUUGACCAGAAAGCAGCAGUUCACUUCAUGUGGAGUGGGAUAUGUGGACCUUAAUGAAGUUAAGCUUGAUGAUUCAUCUUGUCACUCAGAUGAUUCCAUACUGGUCUACCCUUUGAUUAAUUCCAAUAACGAAGACUGGAGAACAAAAGAUCAAUUCAGAAGUUCUGUAAACAGUCCCGCAUCAGAAUCCAGGCCCCAAAUAAACAUGUCCAAGGAGAGUGGCGGCCACGGAGGAAACACAAAGAAUGGAAGGGAUGGGCUUAUGCUGAAACUACAAAAUGGUCAUGCUCCUGGUCUGGAGCCUGCAUGUGUAGUUGCUAUACAGUCAGGUUGUGAGAAGAGUGGAGAAGCAGACAAUGUGUUAUUCUCUGAUAAAAUCCAAAUUACCGUUGAAGAUGAACUUCCCGACAGGUUUUCUCCAUCAGGGAAGUCUAGCUGCAUUUCAGAUGAUGUUUCUAGCCUUGUAAGGACAAUGGAAUCUGGAAUUAAACCCUGUAAUUCAAAUCUUGCUGAUUCUGAUCAGUUUUCGGGAACCGAUGGGAGAUCUAAAGUUGCAGAAACUCUAUCAGGUGAGCAGGAUCAAAGACCUUCUGCUAGUAAUGAAAUAAAACAUGAAUGUUAUGAUAACCGAGAAGAAUCGGCUGAAGUGGAUAAUUUGAUCCAAAUAGCAGCUGAAUCACUUAUGCAUCUCACCUCGAAGAAAUCAGCAUGCUAUCAAAAAUCUUCAACUCAGACAGCAUCAAAGGAGUCAGAUAAUGAGGACAAGGAGCAGCCACAAUGUUCCCAUGAUUCAUAUGAGUUAAUGACUUUGGAACUGGCAGAAAGCAAUGCGGAUGAUUAUUCUGUAUCAUCGGAGCCGUUUGAAGCAAGUGAUGCACUGACAAAAGAUUUCGGCAUCAAGUUGAGAAGAGGAAGGAGACUGAAGGAUUUUCAGAAGGACAUACUUCCGGGCCUCUCAUCUCUUUCUAGACAUGAAAUUCGUGAAGAUAUAAACAUUCUAGAGGGAGUUCUAAGAUCAAGGGAGUACAAGAAAAUGAGAGCUAAGAUGGCCAAUGGAGAGAGAUGGUUCAAACCGGUGAGAAGCAGACGGUCAAGACUCAAUUAUGUUGGAAGAAAAACUUUUAGAUGAUUUUCAAGUUAACGUUGGAAACUUGGUCAGAUUUUAACAUAACCCUAUUGUUUAAUUCGACAUCUUUUUAACUGCAAAUAAUCUUUAAGCUCAUUCAUUGAUUUAGAGAUAUUUAACUAUGUUCUUAUAUAUGAUUCGAUCUUUCAACUUUAUUAUUUUUAAAGCUGGAACGUAGAUC
This is a messenger RNA of Hibiscus syriacus, 2690 nucleotides long. RefSeq lists its product as uncharacterized. The coding region runs from base 515 to 2512 and encodes 665 amino acids. The record is from RefSeq and is a predicted model, not a curated record. Lineage: Eukaryota; Viridiplantae; Streptophyta; Magnoliopsida; Malvales; Malvaceae. The transcript is spliced from 5 exons.